This is a messenger RNA of Symbiodinium natans, 1473 nucleotides long. The record is from the annotation of a GenBank genome assembly. Lineage: Eukaryota; Dinophyceae; Suessiales; Symbiodiniaceae.
AUGGAAGCGGAAGGCGACAGAAGGGCCGCAAGCGACCCACCCGCGGGAGAUGCGGGAGCUCCCUGGACAGCUGUGGAAAUCAAGAGGGUGAAGCAAAAGCUCCGGGAGAUGAUGCAAAAUCCUCGAAAAGCCAUCUCAGAGGCGAGCAUCCUGAUCGACAAAGCGCAUCGCUAUGAACCGAAUCCUGCCAAGGUCGUGCGUCUUGCUUUCCAUGACUGCAUGAAGUACACGGAUGGUACUGGCGGCUGCGAUGGCUGUCUGGAUUGGUGGGGAGUCGGUCGUCGCUCGGAGCUCGCUGACGACGGCCACAACAACGGGCUUUACGUCGUCGCGGAGGCGCUCGAGCACAUCUACACCAGGACAGACUACCCGAGUGGAACUCCUGCCCUCGACGCCUCCCUGAGAAGCACCGGCAAGUCUCGAGCAGAUUUGUGGGCCCUCGCAGGUAUCGUGGCUCUGGAUGUCGCCAUGGAGCUGAACAACAAGGUUUGUGACGCCCCCAACAUGGGUGCUGAGGGUCAGUACCACCCCCGCUGGGGCCAUUCAGAUUGCAGGGUCGCGGCACCCCGGAAAAUCAUCUUCAAGACAGGCCGCCGAGAUUGUUCCGGGCAUCCCUUCGAGGAGGCUUUCGAGCCAGCUCUGGAGGGAGUCGAGCGGAGGUCCUACAUGACGAGCAAGCGUGAAGCUCACCCAGAUCCGCAUGGGGAUGGCUGGAAGACCUUGAGCUAUUUCAAGAGAGACUUUGACUUCAACGGACGAGAAGUCGUGGCAAUCAUGGGUGCCCACACCAUAGGAACUUUCCAGGCGGAAGUUUCCGGCUUCAAGUAUAACUGGAAGUUCUCCCACAGAAUCUUCAACAACGGCUACUACCGGCUCCUUACACUGAAGCGUGACUGGGCCCCGACCGGGGCCGUGGUGAAUGGCAAGAGGCUCAACUACAAAGACAUCAAUGGCGAGCAUCCUCCUGGUGUGUGGGUGGCCGAGUCAUGGCGCGAUUUGCCCAACGGCGGUCCAUUUCAAGUGGUCAAGAAGAAGGUUGCCUGCACUCCUUGCGAUGCCCCUCCUGACCACGCCUGGUGGGACAAGUAUUCAGUGUCUCGUUGGGGUAGGCCUGUCAUGAACCACACCUUCUGUUGCACAAACCUGCAGGAGGGGCACUUCUGCAACCCUGAAUGCGUGCAUGAGUUCGAUGAUGCAGGCAUUCAUGAGACUAUGCUACCCAGCGACAUCAGCCUGCACAGACAGCUUUUCCAAAACGGCGAUGGGGUGCCGCAAGGCUGCGGAAGGUGGGGCGGGAAUUUCAAGGGCCCCCUGAACUGCGGCGACAAGUACUUCACCGUGGGCGAGGUUGUCGAAGAGUUUGCAGACAACCAGACUUCCUGGCUGGCGGAGUUCUUCGACGCAUACGAGAAGAUGAUGUCCAAUGGCUAUGCUUCCGACGAGCUCACUGAUGUGCGGGCUGCGGCCCUCUAG